AUGGAAUUUCCAAUUGAAUCUAAAAAUCAAGACUUAUUCCUCAUCAUUGAAGGCGAAAAGUUUGAAAUAGACAGCUGAAUUUUAAGGGACAUAAAUGCAAAACUGCCUACUAUUUUGCCUGCUUCUAUAACAAAAACUCACUUUUCCCAAUUUUGUGCUUUUCUUUCUUCACCAAAAACAAAAAUCAAGGAUCAAGAGUCAUUAUGCAAAAUUUUUGAAAUUGCAGCAAUUCUUCAGCAUCCACUUACUCCCUGUUUUAAUGAUUGCUAGUUAAUUUUCAAAAUUAAUUAUUCACUUUCAUUAAGAUUAAGAUUACGAUAACUCUUUGCAGACCCCCACUUAGCUUAGGGUCAAUCUAAACAAGCUCUUCCUUCAUGAAUUCCAUCCACUAGCUAACAGCUCUGAACAACGGUAGGUGGAAUCGGCCUAACCGUCGAGCCGUUACAGUUGCCUAUGGCCCGGACGAGUCUCUCUUCAUGGCUUGAAUGCGAUUCAAGCACACUUGGGGAUGCCGGAGCAGUUCCAACGCUAAUUUCCUUCAGAAAGGUUGAACUUCCCUCACUAGGACGAGUAUAGGGGACGAGACCCCUAACUCAUACAUUCCAUUUUUAAUUGUAUUCACUCUCAUUAAUUUAUUAUCAAAAAUUAUUUUUUAUAAAUAGAGAAAUAGUGAAAAAAUAUCACAAAAUAUGAUAAUCCCAAGACUUAACAAAAACUCUUCACUUAUUUUCUUUGAUGCAGCCGUUAACCAAAUUAAGACACAAAACAAUGAUUUAUGAAAUGAUAUUUACGAGGCUUGUUUAGUUACAAUUGAUGAUUAUAUUUUUGCAUAUACAAAAAAUGAUUUUUUAUGUCUAUCAAUUGACUCUAUUCAAGCCUUGCUGAAUAUAUAUUACAAUCAACAAGUAGCUUCAACAAUAAUUCUUGCAUUAAAAUUAAAGAGAGAGGCUUUAGGUAUUUUUGAUUUAUUAAACAAAGAAGAGCUAAUUAAUAGCAAGUCAUUCUUCCUACCUGAUAUAGACUAUAAUUGGGUUUUGCCAAAAGACAAAACUACUAUUUACUUCGAAAGCGAAGCAUUUUUAAUAGAAAAUCUCAAAUUUUCACUGAUUUUAAUUAAAUUUCCAAAUGAAAAUAAAUGUGAGCUCUACCUUCAAUCGUCAAGAAACGCUGAAGAACAAAGAAUCAUCACUUUAAGCUACACAUUAAAAAUCGCAGAAAAAAAAUACAAAAAUGUCGAGACAAUUAAUAUGAUUUCUGGGCCAAAUUCCCAGUUUCUUAUUCUCUCAUUCGCUAUAGACUUAAUUAGCCAACAUCUAGAAACCAGAAUAAAUUUCUGCUUAAAAUUAGAAAAGAUUAUGUCAGCAAUCCUCAAUUACAUUGCUGAGAAUCCUGAUGAAAGUUUAUUAAUUGAAGAUCUUUCUACCUUUUCACGUGCUAGGCUAAGCCUAUUACUUAAAUUUAAGCAUUUAAAAAUUGCUAAUGAAGAUGAUGCUUUAAAUUUAGUAGGGAGAUUUGCCCAGGAAAAUAAUAUUAGUCAUGAUGCGCUCUCUGAUCUACUAGGCCCUAUUAAAUGGGAAUUUGUUUCUUCUAGAGCCUUAUUCAGGUCUGCUUUUACUUAUAAAGCUUUAGGAGAGUCUCCAUAUUUUAUCCAAAAAUUUAACCAAGAGUUAUUUUUUAAGACAAAUUGCCAGAAGAGGAAGCAUCAAGAAAGGCCUAGACUAAGCUGUUUAGACCUCAAAAAUGAAGGAAAAAAUGUUCUUGAUGACUUUUGCAAUUGUUUUUUAGAUGAUGAGGAGCCACCAAAAGAAACUGAAGCUGUAUAUUUAAAUGAAAUUUUAUGUAGGAAAGAUUUAGAACUCCAAAACUUAAAAGGCUCAUUCAAUUCUCUCUCUUUAACAAGAUGCACAAGCACUCCUGACAUUAUGCAAACUAAGCCCCAUGACGAAAUGCUUGACAUCAGUCCAGAAUUCCCUCCAAUGUCCCCAAUAAAAAAAUUCAGACGGAGUGAGUCCCCAUUAAACCCAAUUCCUGAGCUUAUUCUCCCAGACAAAGCAGAAACCACUGAUUUCGCAAUUCUCUCACUUCUCAGCAAGCUUGAAAAAUAUUAA
Molecule: messenger RNA, 2108 nt
Organism: Blepharisma stoltei
Lineage: Eukaryota; Ciliophora; Heterotrichea; Heterotrichida; Blepharismidae
Source: the annotation of a GenBank genome assembly